Culex pipiens pallens (northern house mosquito) is the source of this 2041-nucleotide messenger RNA. Its product is annotated as nose resistant to fluoxetine protein 6-like. The transcript is spliced from 4 exons. The record is from RefSeq and is a predicted model, not a curated record. Gene Ontology annotation, molecular function: acyltransferase activity, transferring groups other than amino-acyl groups. Bases 52 to 2004 code for a protein of 650 amino acids. NCBI's taxonomy places the organism in Eukaryota, Metazoa, Arthropoda, Insecta, Diptera, Culicidae.
CCGUACGCUCAGUUGUCUCGUUGCUCUCUAUCGAAACUAGUAACUUACGAUAUGCGAUAUCUGUUGAGUAUUGUUCUUCUGGCUGGGAUCGCCCAAGCUAGGCUGAACGUCUCAUCCGCGAAGCAAAGUGUUGACUUUAGCAUCGAUGAAGUGGCGCUGUUGAACCGGCACUUUCUGGAUUACCUGGUGGCGUACGACGAUUCUCAAGUGGUGCCCGAUCAAGAUCGACGCUGCAUUGCUAGUUUGAAGCAGCUUUCGGCUGCAUACGAGCGCCGGGAACGGCACGGAUUAGACUGGUUUGAUUCGUGGGGUAAGAUCCCUUCAGGGCUGUAUUACGCCAACGGGAAUGCGUUUGGAAACUACGAGCAGUGUCGACGGUUCAGCUGGAACGAUGUCCGAGGACAGCAUUGUGCAUUUGUGGCCCUGUUGCCGAAUCCGGAGUUGGCGAUGUUUCAGUCUGGACUGUGCGUACCGCAGUUUUGUACGGAGGGCUUUGUCGGUCAGGUGUACGGUGGAUAUUUGGAAACUAAGGGUGCUUCUGUGGUUCCGAUGUUCGGCGAAGGUCAGAUGUGCAACAAGGAUCGAGACGUGGUCUUUAGUGGUGGAGUGGUUACAGCUAUAGUGAUCUUUUCGAUCAUAGCCGGACUUGCGCUGGCAAGUACGUUGUACGAGGUAGUGCAGAUCAUCAGGAAUCAAACCGUAAUCCCGCUGUACAGUUCGUUUUCACUAUACAAAAACGUGCGGGGAAUCUUCCACACAACUCCAAGAAUUACAGAUCCAGAAAAGCAGUUGAGUGUGAUUGAGUGUGUAAACGGCGUUCGAGCUUUAUCCAUGAUUUGGAUCAUCAUAGUACACAUCCACGAGAGCAUCAUCCACGUUCCUAUUGAUAAUGCUCCGGGUAGAAUGGAUUACAUGGGAACGUUCGGAUCGUCGGUCCUCUUUACCUCAGGGUACCUGGCCGUGGACACCUUCCUGGCACUCAGUGGUAUGCUGGUUGCGUUCAACAUCCUGAACGAACUCGACAAAAAUGGCAAGAUCAAUCCACUGAAGAUGUACCUGCACCGGUACAUCCGAAUCACUGGACCGUAUGCUGCGUUGAUCCUGUUUGGAGUAUCGUUCGCAAAGUACAUGGGAGAAGGACUGCUGUGGAAUCCGAUUAUGGAGCACCAUGAAGCGAGCUGUUCCAAGUACUGGUGGUCAGCGCUGCUCUAUAUCCAAAACUACGUGAAUCCCACAAACAUGUGCUUCGGCUGGACCUGGUACCUUUCGGUCGACAUGCAGCUGUAUAUCAUAGGACCAGCGCUGAUUUAUCCGUUGUGGCGCUGGGGAGAGCGCGUCCUCUUUGCCAUUGGUGGCCUGGCAGUGCUGUCGAUGCUGUGCGUUCUGACGACCUUCCUGGUUAACGAGUUCCGGUUCAACUUUAAUACCCCGAACGCUGGAGAUCGUGCGGUGCUCACGUACUACCCUACCCACGCUCGAAUGUCCGUCUGGUUGUUGGGAGCGAUCUUCGGGUACGUUCUGCACGUCAAAAAGACCAAAGGCAUCAACCUGCCGGAUCGGCUGUACGCAUUCGGAUGGGCGACCUGCUUCGCGAUCCUUGGAGUGAUCUUGUACGCGAACUUCGAGCUGAUUCGUACUCCGUACGAGGAAUUUUCUCACGUGAUUGACGCGUUCUACGAAGCUUUCGGAAGGUCGUUCUUCGCAGUUUGCGUCCUCUGGGUGAUCUUCGCCUGUGUCAACGGGAAAGCUGGAGUGAUCAACGACUUUUUGAGUAGCAGCCUGUGGCAACCUCUGUCGAAGCUGUCGUACACGGCGUAUCUGCUGCAUGUGCUGCUGCUUAUGAUGGCGUCGGUAAUAUCCGUGAAGACGGAUCUUCACUUCAGCGUGAUCGACCUGUUUUAUCGGAUCUGGGGAGCGUUUGGCCUCUCGUUGAGUAUUUCAGUGCUGUGGAGUGCACUGUUUGAGAUUCCGUUUGUGACAUUAGAUAAGAUAUUGCUGCGAUAAAUAUAGCUUCUUCAUACUUUCAUGUCCUCUUCGAAAC